Messenger RNA from Lindgomyces ingoldianus, 1137 nucleotides. RefSeq lists its product as uncharacterized. The record is from RefSeq and is a predicted model, not a curated record. The coding region runs from base 1 to 1137 and encodes 378 amino acids. The transcript has 4 exons. NCBI's taxonomy places the organism in Eukaryota, Fungi, Ascomycota, Dothideomycetes, Pleosporales, Lindgomycetaceae.
AUGGCCCGCCACAUAGUCCCCAUCCCCGCUGCUAACGACGACGGCCCGGCGGUAGUGGUUGAAGUGAGGCAGAAACCCGACUCGCACCCGCUGGACGUCGAGCUAAUAGGCUGCGAAGGGGAGAAUCCUUAUGUUGCAACGAUCCAGCAACGUGAUAUCGGGAAAUUGAAGAGGAAUUUCAAGGGCAGCGAUGAGGAGUGGAAAGGGCUCUUGUCUCAUUUCCUGCUACAAAAACAGCCUGAAGGCGGCAACUCAAAGAUAUUAGACGGUGUACGGAUGGUCAGUUCUCUAAAGGCAGAAGAUAGACUUGAGAUUAUCUUUCGCCAGGAUGUGCAGGGCAUCAAGGUCACACUUGGAGAAAUAGUGCUGCCAUAUGAUGAGGAAACUGAACUGAACCCUUUCGAAUGGGCCCAGGUUUCUGCCCAGGCACAUGCUUUGGCGCUGAAUCAGAUAGUUGAGCUGAAGAGCCAGCUAAGCAGCAAGCAAGAGGUCGUUGACAAGCUCAAUUUCCAGCUUGAGGACUUCCUCAAAACUAAGAAUGAGGGCGAAACGGCCAUGCUUCAGCAGUUCAUGCAGCUGUUGAACGAGAAGAAACGGAAGAUACGGGACCAGCAACGACUGUUGGCGGGGGCUAAAGUUGACAAGUCUAGCGCAUCCAGCGUGCAGGCUGCGAGAGAGGAGACCAAACCGCGGAAAGCUGGCCCAUCGCGGGCAUCGAAACGUAAAGCGCCUACAAUAGCAGCACCAGCGGAGCCGGAGCCGGAGCCGGAGAGCGAAGUUAUGGAAGUCGACGAGGUGAAGGCAGAAGACGACGAGGAAGAGAACGAAGAUAUCCCUGGAGCCAACACGCCCGAUCGAACGACAGACGAAGAGACGGAUGACGAAGGCAAUAGCGUUGAAGGGAGCCUAGCAUCAUCCGUGCCGCAGUCGGAGUUGAGGGAACGGACAGCUGUGCCGGGGCGUACAAACAGAACAUUCUCCCAAGCUUCAAAGAAGACAUCUGCUGCAGCCGAUCCACCAAGUCGUCGCGAGUUGCCCUUCGGUAGACCAACGGCUCGGACCAAACCUGCAAGCAAGCAACCGUCGCCGCCGGCAGUGGAAGACGACGAUGAUGAAACGGAAGAUGAGGAGCUAUGA